Molecule: messenger RNA, 4074 nt
Organism: Pelodiscus sinensis (Chinese soft-shelled turtle)
Lineage: Eukaryota; Metazoa; Chordata; Testudines; Trionychidae
Source: RefSeq, a predicted model, not a curated record
AGUCUAGACGCAGGGCAAGUUUUUUCGAAAAAAGGCCAUUUAAAAAAAAAAAAUCCUAGACACACCGUAAGAGUGGAAUCAAGCCUAUAAUAAGGAAUAGUUGAAAGGUGUAGUAGAAAAGUUACAUAUAAAACUUUUAAAUUUUUGUCUGUGUGUGUGUGUUAAAGGAUUUGAUUCAACGCUUUAGAAAUGAAGGGGAAGUCUCACUUACCGGACAUUAAAGUGCUAAUUCAAGAACUGGUGAAGAAAGACACCUCAUCAAAUGUACCUGAGAUCAUUGACAAACUGUUCAGUGAAAUAGAAAAUGUGGAUAAUGAGACUGGGAAUGAGAUUCAGGAGGUUCAGAUUGAAGAAAGUGCAGUAAAUCUAUGGAAUUGGGCAGUGACUAACCGAGUAGGUUCAGUGAUCAAUGAUGAGCAAAGAGCUAAAUUGCGACAUGUUUCCUGCAGGCUAGCAUGCCUGUGUGAAAGCAGUGAUCCUCCAGAGGAGAUAGUGCGAAGGCAGAUUUUGAUGACUAUGAAGACUGGAAAAGGGUGGGUGGAUGCUGGAAGAGCUGCCCUUGCUGACGGAUUUCUUGUGAUUGCCAUAAAUAGUCUAGAAAAACUAUAUGCUCAAUUAAUGAAGAGAAGCAGCGAUGAGGCAGAUAUUCAGGUGCACAAAGCCGAUGUAGAGAAGGACCUGUUCAAAGUGCUGUCUUAUCAGGCUGAAUCAGCAGUUAUUCAAGGGUAUUUUCAGAAAGCAGUGACAUGUCUGCAACGCUGCAAAGAUAUGUUGACAAGACUGCCAAAACAGACCUGUUAUCUAUCAAUCCUCUGCUAUAACUUUGGAGUGGAAACAUAUGAACAGAAGAGGUAUGAACAGAGCUCCUUCUGGCUCAGCCAGAGCUAUGAGAUUGGGAAGAUGGAUAAAAAGUAUUCUACUGGGCAAGAAAUGCAGGCUAAAGUGCUGCGGUUAUUAGCCACUGUCUAUCUGGAGUGGGAUUGCAAACAGUACCAAGACAAAGCUCUCAGGGCUCUAACCCUGGCUAAUGAGGAGAAUAUGCAUCCAGCUGGUUUUUACUUGAAAAUUAAAAUCCUUCUGAAAAGUGAAGCUUCAGAUGAAGACAUCAAGACAGCUAUUGCUGAACUUCUGCAUCAUGAGGUGUCACUAGAUUUCUGUUUGAACACUGCUAAGCUGCUUCUGGAAUAUGAGAGGGAAUUGGUUGGUUUUGAUUUUCUGAAGUUCAUCUCAGAGCGGUUUGAGUCCUCACCUGACCUUGGAAAAAUCGUCCUGCUCCACAUCAAGUUUCUGUUACAGAGGCUGAAGGAGCCUCUUGCAAAGCAAAAAAUAGAAGGCAUAAUUGCAGGUCACUAUACAGGAAAACAGCUGUCACCUGAAACACUGAACCAGCUGCACAUCAUUCUGUGGGACAGAGCUGCCAAGAGCUAUGAGGCAAAAAGCUACUCUGAAGCCCUUCAGUGGUACAACUAUUCUCUCAGCUUCUAUUCACCUUGGCAGAUAGAUCAGAACUUGGCUAAGUUGCAGAGGAACAUGGCUUCCUGCUACUUUCAUCUGAUGCAACUUGAAAAAGCAAAAGAGGCAGUGAGGGAAGCAGAGAGGUGCGAUCCCAGCAGCAUCUUCACUCAGUUCAGUGUGUAUAAGGUUGCAGUCUUAGAGGGCAACACUGAAAAAGCGGUGGAGGCAGUUGUUGCAAUUGGGAAGUUAGCAGCAAAUCAUACUCAACUUGAAGAUAAGUUGUUAGCAGAUGGAAGUGCAGCCACCAAUCUUCUGAGUUUAGCUGCCCAGAUUGCUUUAGAGAAUGAACAGCAGGUUGUAGCUAUUAAAGCUUUGGAGUAUUUAUAUCAGCACUCACAAGAUUGCCAACAAGUGUUUACAGCUUUAAAAUGUGUGAUUCGCCUUGUGUUGUCAAAAGUCAUGGCAGAACCCAAAGAGAAUAGGAAUAACGGUAUGGACACACUUGUGGCUUACUUGACCUCAGCACAUCAGAGACUUGCUGAGCCUUUCACUGAAGGGAGCAUGACACUGGAUAUGAGGUCCAAUGAGGCUCACUGGUUUAGAAAAAUAGCUUGGAACUUGGCUGUACAGUUUGAGAACUGCCCUGGAACAAUGAGAGAUUUCUUUGUACUAUCAUUCAAGUUGUCCCAGUUUUGUCCUUCUGAUAAGGCUGUUUUGAUUGCCCAGAAGACAUGCUUGCUGUUGGCUGCUGCAAUUGAUCUGGAAAUGGGGCGAUGCAGUUUAACACUUACCGAACAGAUUGAGCUUCUGUCUCAGGCGCUUCAACACAUCCAGGCAUGCAGGGAGAUCUGGAAUGCUCUGAAGCUAACAGGAGAUUUCUCCAGAGACCCAACUGACACACUGCUGUUGCUUUAUGAAUUUGAGGCGAGAGCCAAACUCAGUGAUCCAGAAGUGGACAACCUAUUGGAGUCGGUGUGGGAACUUCCGCAAAUAGAUACUAAGACGUUGGAAACCAUUGCUGCAUUAGCAAUGGAGUCUCCUGCUCAUUAUCCCUCUGUGUGCAAGAGGGCCCUCAAGAGUGCUCUGAUCCUUCAUAGGAAACAGGAAGCCAUUGAUGCUGUGAGAAUCAGCAAAUGUCUGCACAGCUUGAUUCACCUUUCUCUGCCCACUGGAGUGAUAGACACAGAUGCUUGUGUACUGGAGGAGGUGUGGGGCUACUUUGAAGAUGCUCUGAGCAUUGUAGGAACCACAGGUGAUUACCCAGAGGUGGAGACCCUGUGGCUGAUGACCAGAGCCUGGAAUACAGGAAUAUUUCAGUACACUGUUGGUAAAUACAAGGAGGCUGAGCACUGGUGUGGGCUGGGGAUGCGCUUUCUGAAUCACCUCGGGUCCCUGAAGAGCAGCUAUGAAAGCCAGGAAUUAAGCUGUGGAGCUUGCUGCCACCAGGUAUUAUUGGACAGAGCACCCGGCAGGAUUCAAGGAAGGUUUCAGUACUUAGAUAGAGAUCUGCAUUCACAGCAAGCUUGGCUAGGUUUGUAAGGUACGUGACAAGCGUCUUCAGGGCAUGAGGUAACAGCUCUGACGGAGGAGAGACCCUCUACCUCUCCUUUCAUUGUCUAUUCGGAGGCUUUUACCCCAAGUAUAACCACUGGCAGUGACCAGACUACAGGACUAUUUUCAAUCUGACUCAUUAAUUUGCUUAACUAAAACACAACAUUAAAUAUAUGGGCUAUAACCAGUAAGCUGGUCUUCAAAAGCCACUUUAUUCCGGCAGCGCCACCUUCUGAAAGGAAAACUCCCAGGUAAGAGCUUUAAUUCAUUCCAACUAAAAUCAAAACUCAGUUUCAUUUUAUAAGUGCCUGUAAAAGUGGGUUGUGCCCACGAAAGCUCAUGAUACUAUCUACAUGUUUUGUUAGUCUAUUUGUUGUUUAAGUUUUUCCUGUUACAGACUAACUUGGCUACCCAAUGAAGCUUUUGUAAUAAAAGUAAACAUUUAGGAAAUAGCUUCUUAAAACACACUGGUUUAUGAGCUUGUAGAAGUUCCACUCAUCUGCAUGAUCUGAAGACAAGCUCUAAGGUUUUUAUAAGUUUCAAUUUAACAAGUGAAACCAUCUAUUAAAUUAGAUCAGUUAUUUGAAACAUUAAUUUCCAGCCCUUUGAUUUGUUUCACCCCUAGAUGCUAAGGCUGGGUCUGCUACUUGGUGAUGCACCAUUGAAAUAUCAGCCUCUCCCCAUCAAACUCUUUCACACAUGGAAAGCGGACACUGAAUUUCAAAAAUAGGCUUUAACUUUUAGUGAAGGCUUAACUCUAUCCCCAACAUUUUAAUGUAACAAUCAUAACUUCUACCCACCAGUAUUGUACUAAUAACACGUCUGACCAAGUUGCGUUUUAAUAAUGACCCAGCUUAGAAUCAUAGAAUCCCAGGGCUGGCAGAAACCUCAGGAGGUCGAGUCAUGCCCACAGCAGGACCAAUCCCAAUCACCCCCUCCCUAGGGAGCCCAACUCAGUACUUCACCACCCUCCUCAGGAAAUAGUUUUUCCUAAUAUCGUCAUAUGCCUGUCAGUGAAAAACUAACCACUUCCCCUCUGAGUACAUGCAGGACCAGAUGCGGCAGGAA